AUUUAAUUUGUACUUAAGUAACAAUGUCUUCAGUUGAGUAUUUAAGAGAGUUUGUCAACGAGCGACUAACUGCUGCUGCUGAAGAAAUAUUCAGAGUUUUUAAUAAAACUAUCUUCGAGUACGAGGAAGAGAUCGAUCGUCAGCGCAAACUGUUGGAUAUCGUUUGGAAACCUGAAAUAAAGCUACACAGGAUAGAGCUCCCACAGCAACAUGUCUGUAAGGAGGAGGAGGUACUCGCUGACCAGCAGCUCUGUAUUCAGGAGAGGAACUCCAGUCUGGACCAAGAGGACCCAGAGCCUCCAGAGAUUAAAGAGGAACAGGAGGAACUCUGCAUCAGUCAGGAGGGAGAGCAGCUUGAACUGAAGCAGGAGACUGAAACCUUUAUGUUGACUCCUACUGAUGAGGAAAGUGACCACAGUGAAGAUCAGACUCUGAAAUUCAAUUCUAAUGACACUUUAAGUCCAGCAGAGAAAGAGUCUGUAGUCAACAUGCCAGUUAUAAGCUCUGUGGUAUCAGAACCAAACAGUGACCACCAGCUCCUCUCUCACAACUCUCAUGUAGCUGAGAACCAAGAUCAGAAAGAAGGCAAGAAUGGAGACUCUGGAUCAACUAGUAAUGCAGAAACAAAACAACAGACAAGACAUCACAAAUGCACAAGUCACAGUAACAACAUAUAUAACCGUACUAUGUCAACAAUUGGCAUUAAUACUCACACGGGUAAAAAGUCUUUCAAAUGUGACAUCUGUGAGAAAGCUUUCAAGAACAACUCAAUUUUACAGAGACACCUGAGAAUCCACACAGGUGAGAAGCCAUUUACAUGCAAAACAUGUGGAAAAGGUUUCAGUCGUAAUAGUGACUUGUUGCGCCACAUGAGAAAAGUCCACACAGGUGAGAACCCAUAUUCUUGUAACACCUGUGGGAAAACACAUUUUUGUAUAUCCGAUUUGAGGGCUCAUAUAAGAAUCCACAAAGGCGAGAAGCCAUAUUCUUGCAACACGUGUGGGAAAAGAUUCACUCACAAAUCAACAUUGAAUGUUCACGUACGUAUCCACUCAGGUGAGAAGCCGUUCAUAUGCAAAACAUGUGGAAAAGAUUUCAGUCGUAAUACUAAGUUGUUGGUCCACAUGAGAAGAGCCCACACUGGUGAGAAGCCAUAUUUAUGCAAAACAUGUGGAAAAGAUUUCUUUCUUAAAUUUGACGUGGUGCGCCACAUGAGAAGAGUCCACACAGGCGAGAAGCCAUAUUCUUGUAACACCUGUGGGAAAAAAUAUUCUUCCACAUCCGUUUUGAAGACUCAUAUAAGAAUCCACACAGGCGAGAAGCCAUAUUCUUGCAACACGUGUGGGAAAAGAUUCACUCAGAAAUCAACAUUGAAUGUUCAUAUACGAAUCCACUCAGGUGAGAAGCCGUUUACAUGCAAAACAUGUGGGAAAGAUUUCAGUCGUAAUUUUCUCUUGUUGCUCCACAUGAGAAAAGUCCACAAUGGUGAGAAGUCGUACCUUUGUAAGAUCUGUGGGAAAAGAUGGUUUGAUGCGUAUCAAUUGGCAAGGCAUGUAAGAUCCCAUACAGGCAAGUAGCCUACUGCAUUACUCAUAUCUUUGGUAUCAACCAUAUUUCUUUGAAACAAUCAUAAACUCCCAAAUCUUAGAAAAAUAUUUGUGCCAAAGUGAGUUUAUAAUUCCUACAAAUGUUUGACCUCUUAAAAUAAUAUUCUUUCAAUCCACCACCUUUGUUAAUAUGAGUGGAUUGUGAACUCUCUGAUGUUGUAGCUGUGAAACCCUCUCUCUGGUGAUGUUGGGUCACUUAUGUUGUCAUCCUGCCAAUUUUUUUUUAUCUGCAACAUUUCAUUUCAUUUUAUAUUUUUAUGUUUGUAAUGGCAUGUUCUUUAAAUAUGUUUUGUUGUUUUGGGCUUUAGAGGUGACCCACAAACAAAAAUUGUAGCCGAUGUACUACAUGGUGCUGCCAAUGAUUAAGCCUAAUAAUAAAUACAAUGAGCAGUGGCCAAAGUGAUGUGGCAAUGAAA
This is a messenger RNA of Sebastes umbrosus (honeycomb rockfish), 2023 nucleotides long. RefSeq names its product zinc finger protein OZF-like. NCBI's taxonomy places the organism in Eukaryota, Metazoa, Chordata, Actinopteri, Perciformes, Sebastidae. Bases 24 to 1577 code for a protein of 517 amino acids. Gene Ontology annotation, cellular component: nucleus. Gene Ontology annotation, molecular function: DNA-binding transcription activator activity, RNA polymerase II-specific; RNA polymerase II cis-regulatory region sequence-specific DNA binding. Gene Ontology annotation, biological process: regulation of transcription by RNA polymerase II. The record is from RefSeq and is a predicted model, not a curated record. The transcript is spliced from 2 exons.